This is a messenger RNA of Lactuca sativa (garden lettuce), 3662 nucleotides long. NCBI's taxonomy places the organism in Eukaryota, Viridiplantae, Streptophyta, Magnoliopsida, Asterales, Asteraceae. The record is from RefSeq and is a predicted model, not a curated record.
CCUUGUGCUUUUUUACUUAUAAAAAGAAAAGUAUUAAAUUUCAUGAGAUCUAGCCCAUGGCCCAAUUGGGCCUACAUCACUUGAUGAGUCACGAGAGUGAGUUCAUGGUGACGCAAUUAAAACGGCGCCUGUAUUUUUGUAUGGCGAGAAAAGAGAAACACGCAGCAAAAUACCACUUUUCCCGCCACUGCUCCGCCGAUGAUUCACUCAUCGACUCCGCCGGUCUCCCCCAAAACCAACACCACCACCGUCGUCCAGAUCUGGAAUUAAUCUCCCUUCCUUCAUGGAGAAGUUCUUCAAUCAUCGAGAAUGAGAAUUUCGAGAUUCAUUACUGUGUGAUCCUUUGAUGAUCACCGUUACGCCUUCUCCGAUCGGUUUUAUGACGCCUCCAAACGAUCGAUUUUCUGAUGCCUUCUUCUAUAUAUUUUUGAUCUCUAGAUUUAUCUCCGGGCUGUAGCAGGUUCGAUUGGAGCAUUUGUCUACCAUCAGCUGUUGUAUCAGGUGCCCUUUCAGGUAUGCUUCCAUCUAUAGGUUGUAGCGGAUCCUUCAUUGAUGUGCGUGGAUAUUGAUCUAAAUUUAGACAAUGAAGAUGCAUAUAAUUUAGCUUGCAAAUGGGAAUAUAUCAAAGUAAAUGUUGCAGAAAUUAUGAAAAGAGAAGUCGAGAAGGUGAAAAUGGAGGCCCGAGGGGGAGUAGUGUGGUUGUAACUCGGGGAUCUUGACAUUGAUGAUGACGUAGAUCUCUCCUCUGAUUUUCAGGCAACAGUUUUGCGUUUUGGCUGCUCAAAUUCUGUUGGACUUAAUCGCAUUUAGUCUGUGCAACAACAAACUUAAGGUCCCCAAUGUAAUUACCAAGGAAAUCGUGAAGUUCAAACAACUUAGAGCUCUCUGUCUAAACGAUAAUCCAAUCCUACAGAAUUUAGUUUGUAAGUUUCUCUUUAGCACAUCACACAUCAAUAAUACCAAAGGAAUCCGCAGUGAAUACUGAACAAGAAUUGGCAUUUAAGAGCAAACUGCACCACUCAUUAGAAGCAGUGAAUGUCAUAACUACAGAUACACAUGUAUCAGCUAUCCAAAAGAAAGACACGACAAAAAAAAAAGAGGAACAAGAUUUUAAAAUCACAAGGAAAUGGAACACGAUUGGCCAACAACAACCACAAUCCUUAAUGGAAUUUUUGGUAUGUGAUGAUAAUGGCCUCUAGAGCAAUUUUAAGGCAGAGACGACUUCUUCUUCCCAAUUACCUCUAUCAUGUCUCUUUUAGUUCAUUCUCCACCAAGUACUCAGGGGUGGGUUAUGAUACUCUUAAAGCCUUGGUGUUGGACAACAAAAAGAAGCAAGAUGUUGCAUGGAAUGAAAAAGUAGGACAUAUGAGGAUAUGGCAAUCUAUACAUUAUACCACUACUACUACUACCACAAGUGCAACAGAUGAUAAUAAUAAGAAAAAGAGAAAAAAAGAAGCGUCCCCUGAAGAAUGCGAUCAAGCUGUUGAGGGCUUAAGCAGUGCCAAGGCUAAAGCAAAAACCAAAAAAGUGAAAGAAGCAAAAUCCAUUUUCCACAGGACUUGUGGUGUGUUAUCGGGUAUUCGUCCAGCUCUAAGAGCUGUAGCUUCCAUGAGCAGGGAAGAUUGGGGUAAGAAAAUGAGUCACUGGAAAAAUGAAUUUGUAUCAAGCAUGAAGCAUUAUUGGUUGGGGAUUAAGCUCCUUGGUGCUGAUGUGAGGAUCAGUUCCAGAAUGCUUCUAAAGCUUGCCAAUGGAAAGAGUCUCUCAAGGAGAGAGAGACAGCAACUCACACGAACCACUGCAGAUAUCUUUAGACUUGUUCCUGUUGCUGUUUUUAUCAUCGUACCUUUCAUGGAGUUUUUGCUUCCAGUAUUCUUGAAAGUAUUCCCCAAUAUGUUACCUUCUACUUUUCAGGACAAGAUGAAAGAACAGGAAGCAUUGAAAAGAAAGCUAAAUGCAAGAAUAGAAUACGCAAAAUUUCUUCAGGAUACAGUUAAAGAGAUGGCAAAAGAGAUCCAAAACAGCAGGAGUGGAGAAGUUAAGAAAACAGCAGAGGAUCUUGAUGAAUUUCUUAGCAAGGCUAGAACAGGUGCCGUUGUUUCCAACGAGGAAAUAUUGGGGUUUGCAAAGUUAUUCAAUGAUGAACUUACUCUUGAUAAUAUCAGCAGGCCUCGUUUAGUGAAUAUGUGCAAGUAUAUGGGAAUCCAACCUUAUGGGACAGAUGCUUACUUGCGAUACAUGCUUCGCAAAAGAUUGAGAUGGAUAAAGAGUGAUGAUAAGAUGAUUGAAGCAGAAGGUGGUGUUGAUGCUCUCACUGAUGAUGAGGUUCGUGAAGAUUGUAGAGAGAGAGGCAUGGUUGGAUUACUCACUGUGGAGGAAAUGCGUUAUCAGCUGCGUGAUUGGUUGGAUUUAUCUCUUAAUCACUCUGUUCCAUCUUCACUCCUGAUCCUUUCCAGAUCUUUCACUGUAUCUGGAAAGUUAAAGCCUGAGGAAGUUGUUCGAGCUGCAUUGUCUUCAUUACCAGAUGAAGUUGUGGACACUGUUGGUGUUACAUCAUUGCCAUCUGAGGAUUCUGUUUCAGAAAGGAAGAGAAAGCUCGAGUUUCUUGAAAUGCAAGAGGAACUCAUCAAGGAAGAAGAAGAGAAAGAGGAAGAGGAGCAAGCGAAGAAGAAGGAAUCAGUUGGAAUUGAGAAAGAUGUGACAUCAUUAAAAGAGGAGAUGAUUAGCAUAACAGCCCCAGAAGCACAAGAAGAGGCAAGAGCAAAAGCAUUAGAAAAACAAGAGCAGCUCUGUAAAGUCAGUGAAGCUUUGGCUGUCUUAGCUUCUGCAUCUUCUGUGAGCAGGGAGAGAGAAGAGUUUCUGAUGCUUGUCAACAAAGAGAUAAAUUUUUAUCAUAGUAUGAUGGAGAAAGAGGGAAUUGAUAGCAGAAAAGAGGCGAUGGAGGCAUAUAGAGCUGCACGCAUGGAAAGUGAAGAUUCAACUAGUGAUGAACAAGCUGUAGCUGAUGAGGUCUCUUCAGCCCUCAUAAACAGGGUUGAUGCGAUGCUCCAAAAUCUUGAGAAAGAAAUUGAUGACGUGGAUGCAAAGAUCGGUGAUCGUUGGCGAGUGCUUGACAGAGAUUAUGAUGGAAAAGUGACUCCUGAGGAAGUGGCAUCUGCAGCCAUAUACUUGAAAGAUACUUUAGGGAAGGAAGGGGUUCAGGAGCUUAUCACCAACCUUUCCAAAGAUAAAGAGGGGAAGAUUCUUGUUGAAGACAUAGUGAAAUUGGGCAGUCGGGCAGAAGAUGCUGACUGACUGAUUGAUCUCAAUUCUCUCAACACCCACAUAUGAGAUGAGAUGAGAUGAGAUGAAUAAUGCCGGAUUGUGAGGCUAGCUUGCUGAGCUGAGUGGCAUAGGCUUUGAGAGUUAUGAAGCCUGGGCACCUUUUUUGCUCAAGGGACAUAUUAUGUUCACCCUGGGAUUCAUUCAUGAUGGGAUGGGGUAUACCUUUUUUUUUUUUUUUUUUUACAUCAAUAACAAUUAUUUAUUUAUUUAUUUUUAAAUUUUUGCACAUGGAAGAGAAUGUGUUGUGUUACUGGUAGUAGAAGAAAUGCAAAAUGCUUACAGCCUAAUUUAGAUAGAUUGUAUAAAAAAUCAUAAUAAAAUUCUCUCCGAAUUCUUACAAA